This is a messenger RNA of Antrostomus carolinensis (chuck-will's-widow), 3025 nucleotides long. It is a transcript of the gene HNRNPU, whose product is annotated as heterogeneous nuclear ribonucleoprotein U. Gene Ontology annotation, biological process: positive regulation of transcription by RNA polymerase II; alternative mRNA splicing, via spliceosome. The annotation marks the transcript as partial. Gene Ontology annotation, cellular component: ribonucleoprotein complex; nucleus. The transcript is spliced from 13 exons. The record is from RefSeq and is a predicted model, not a curated record. NCBI's taxonomy places the organism in Eukaryota, Metazoa, Chordata, Aves, Caprimulgiformes, Caprimulgidae. Gene Ontology annotation, molecular function: protein binding; RNA binding; promoter-specific chromatin binding.
GAGAUGCUAAAACGGAACAAAAACCCGGUGAGAAAAAGAGGGGAGUGAAGAGACCACGUGAAGACCAUGGCCGUGGAUAUUUUGAAUACAUUGAAGAAAACAAAUACAGCAGGGCGAAGUCCCCUCAGCCACCUGUUGAAGAAGAAGAUGAACAUUUUGAUGACACAGUGGUUUGUCUUGAUACUUAUAACUGUGACCUGCAUUUUAAAAUCUCAAGAGACCGGUUUAGUGCUUCCUCUUUGACCAUGGAAAGCUUUGCUUUUCUUUGGGCUGGAGGGAGAGCCUCCUAUGGAGUUUCUAAAGGCAAAGUCUGCUUUGAGAUGAAGGUUACAGAAAAGAUUCCUGUUAAACACCUGUAUACAAAAGACAUUGACAUACAUGAAGUGCGAGUUGGCUGGUCACUGAACACAAGUGGGAUGUUGCUUGGUGAAGAAGAAUUUUCUUACGGGUAUUCUCUAAAAGGAAUAAAGACAUGCAAUUGUGAGACUGAAGACUUUGGUGAGAAGUUUGAUGAAAAUGAUGUGAUUGGAUGUUUUGCUAAUUUUGAUGGUGAUGAAGUGGAACUCUCAUAUUCCAAGAAUGGACAAGAGCUUGGUGUUGCAUUCAAAAUAAGUAAGGAAGUUCUUGAUGGGCGGCCACUCUUCCCACAUGUUCUCUGCCAUAACUGUGCAGUUGAGUUCAACUUUGGUCAGAAGGAGGAACCCUACUUCCCUGUACCUGAAGAAUAUACCUUCAUCCAGAAGGUCCCCCUGGAAGAUAGGGUCCGAGGACCAAAAGGACCUGAGCAAAAGAAAGAUUGUGAGGUGGUGAUGAUGAUUGGCUUGCCUGGAGCUGGCAAGACUACAUGGGUUACCAAGCAUGCAGCAGCAAAUCCUGGGAAAUAUAACAUUCUUGGGACAAAUACUAUUAUGGACAAAAUGAUGGUUGCAGGUUUUAAGCGGCAGAUGGCAGACACUGGAAAACUUAACACGCUGUUGCAGAGAGCUCCGCAGUGUCUUGGAAAGUUCAUUGAGAUUGCAGCUCGUAAGAAGCGGAAUUUCAUUUUGGAUCAGACAAAUGUGUCUGCAGCUGCGCAGAGGAGAAAAAUGUGCCUGUUUGCAGGCUUCCAGCGCAAAGCAGUUGUUGUUUGCCCAAAAGAUGAAGACUACAAGCAAAGAACACAAAAGAAGGCAGAGGUGGAGGGAAAAGAUCUUCCAGAGCAUGCAGUUCUCAAAAUGAAAGGGAACUUCACACUGCCAGAGGUAGCAGAAUGUUUUGAUGAAAUAAUCUAUGUAGAGUUGCAAAAAGAAGAAGCUCAAAAGCUUUUGGAACAAUAUAAAGAAGAAAGUAAGAAAUCUCUUCCACCGGAAAAGAAACAGAACACUGGUUCGAAGAAGAACAAGAAGAGCAAUAAAAAUCAAUUUAAUAGGGGUCAGAGAGGUCGUGGAGGAUUCAAUAUGCGGGGCAACUUCAGAGGAGGAGUCCCUGGCAAUCGUGGUGGAUACAACAGGAGGGGAGGCAACAUGCCUCAGCGAGGUGGUGGAGGUGGUGGUGGUGGCGGUGGCAGCAGUGGUGCAAUUGGCUACCCGUAUCCUCGUGGCCCUGUCUUUCCCAGCAGAGGUGGAUACUCAAACAGAGGAAACUAUAACAGAGGUGGAAUGCCCAACAGGGGAAACUACAACCAGAACUUCAGAGGAAGGGGAAAUAAUCGUGGCUACAAAAACCAAUCUCAGGGCUACAACCAGUGGCAGCAGGGUCAAUUCUGGGGUCAGAAGCCAUGGAGUCAGCAUUAUCACCAAGGAUAUUAUUGAAUACCCAAAUAAAUGAACUGAUACAUAUUUCUCCAAAACCUUCACAAGAAGUCGACUGUUUUCUUUAGUAGGCUAACUUUUUAAACAUUCCACAAGAGGAAGUGCCUGCGGGUUCCUUUUUUAGAAGCUUUGUGGGUUGAUUUUUUUUCUUUUCUUUUUUUGUACAUUUUUAAUUGCAGUUUUAAAGUGAUUCGUAAGAGAACCUCAGCAUUGUGCACGAUAAGAGAAUGUGUCAGUAUUUCAGGGUUCUACAUUUUAUCUGUAAAAUGUGACUUUUUUUUUACCACAACAAAAGUAAAACGUUGCUUUGUACCUGGUGUCUUUUUAUUAAAGAAUUUUCUCCUUUUUCCCCAUCCCCCAAUUUCUAAGAAACAGUCGUGAGUCAUGUCACAAUACGAUAGAAAUGUUAGCAACCAGAUUCGUACAGAGGCUCCUCAGUAGCCCUCAUGAACACCAUGAGAUCAUGUAAAGCUCCAUAUUACACUCCAUCCUCUCUAUGAAGCUUCUGGGUGGGGAGGGGUGGAGGGGGAGGUAAAAGUUUCUGGCAAUAACUAGGACUUUUUGUAACAUUUGGAACUCAAUAAGAUGUUGGGGGCAAAGAGGAAACCUGGGGCUAAAUAGUGAAGGUGGAGUGUAUGUAGAAGCUCUUAAAGUUGUAAAACUUGGUUGCAUUAUUUGUGGAGGCUCAAACUUGUGAAGGUACAACACCAUAAUUUCUUUUCCAUUUGUUCUGCAUUUUGAUUCUGAAAAGAAGCUGGCUUUGCCCAUUUCUUAUUAAACAAAACUUGUUGUAAAUCCAGUUGUCUAAUGGGAUCUAUAUGAAGUUAGCUGUGUGUCUGUAUAACUUUUUCCCCACAAAAUACUGUAUACCUAGUGUGCUUGUAGUAGUUACUCCACCAUUUUGUAAGCUAAUGAAACUGUGAGUCACCCAUUUUAUAUCUAAUUUUUAAUCAUGUCAAUUCUCAAAUGGGUGUAUCUCCUUAGCCUGCUGAUUCCUUUUCUCUUUAAAGAAAGUGGGUGGAGAAAUCUAACUCUAGACAUUUGUUUGCAAUAAAAUAAACUCAUUUUACUCUUGUUUUGGGAUUGUUGCCAUCAAGGUCUAAAAUCCCUUUAAGGCUAUAAAGAGGAAGAGAAUGUACGAAAGCGGUGAUGUUGGACAGUUUUAAACUCAUUACUGUGUACAUGCUGAAAUACUUGUGUUUCUUUAAAAAUCUAAACUGGUGGUUGCUCUGUUA